Molecule: messenger RNA, 1601 nt
Organism: Thermothelomyces thermophilus ATCC 42464
Lineage: Eukaryota; Fungi; Ascomycota; Sordariomycetes; Sordariales; Chaetomiaceae
Exons: 6
Coding region: 168-1301 (377 amino acids)
Molecular function (GO): nucleotide binding
Source: RefSeq, a predicted model, not a curated record
AGAAGACCUGCCGUCGUCUUUUUGAGGUGGUAUAUAUAAGUAAGGUAUGGAAGUCCCCAAACCCGAGCCGCCUCCUACUAUUAUAAGUCGACUCGCUCGACGGAAAUCCCCAGUUGUUGAGACUCGACGGUAAGGAAUCACAACUCAUUAACAUCUAAUUAGUCAACAUGGCGCCCAUCAAGGUCGGGAUCGUGGGCUACGGCUUCGCGACAAAGUGCUUUCAUCUGCCCUACAUUCUGCCCAACCCAGAGCUCGAAGUCUACGCCUUCCUGCAGCGGGCGGCGCCUCCCAGCGACCCGUCAGAGACACCGCGCUGGGGCCAUUGCACUAUUGACUUCCCCCAGGCGAAGCACUACCGGACGGCGGAGGAGUUUUUCGCCGACGAGCUGAUUGAACUGGUGGUCGUGUGCACGAGUACGGCGCACGGGGAGUAUGCCGAGAGGGCUCUGGUCGCGGGAAAACACGUGGUCGUUGAGAAACCUUUCGUCAACACUAGUGCCGAGGCCGACAGGCUGAUCGCGCUGGCUAGGGAAAAGGGCAAGAUCUUGACCGUGUUUCACAAUCGCAGGUUCGACAGCGACUUCCGCACUCUCCACCACCUCGUGACCCACGGUGCCCUCGGUGAUAUCCUUGAGGCAGAUAUCCACUUCGACUACCCGGAUCCUAGCUGGAUAUCCGGAUGGACGAUGAAAGAGUAUACCCCUGGGCAGGGGAUGACGUUCGCGCUAGGCACGCACACUCUGGAUCAAGCACUGUACCUGUUUGGGCGCCCAUCCUCAGUAACAGGUUUCUUUCGUUCCAACCGCGGCAUUGAUAGUGAGGUUGACGACACCCACACCAUCAUUCUUCAGUAUUACGGCGAGCAGAAGAACCUGCUGGUAACGGUGAAGACGGCCAUCGUCACAAACAUGAAGGACCAACUGCGCUUCUUUGUCCGUGGCAACAAGGGCACCUACCUCAAGUUUGGAACGUGUCCCCAAGAAAGCCAGGCCACUGCGGCCCCGGGCGAACCAGCAACGAGCCCCGACUUUGGCGUCGAGGACGAGCGGAUCUGGGGUACGCUGACGACUACGGCCGAGUUCGACCCCAAGACUCAGCAGUUCGAUGAGCAGAGCAAGAAGUAUGUUGGCAAGUACCCCAGUCUCCGAGGCUGGUACAGGGGGUACUAUGAGAAUGUCUCGGCUGCCAUUCUCGGCAGGGAAGAGGUUCUGGUCAAGCCCGAGACGGCAAGAGACGGCUUGAGGAUCAUCGAGUUGGCGAGGGAAUCUCACGAGAAGGGGUGUACCGUUCCUUGGUCAUAGUGUAGUGAACAGUGUAAGCCCGAGAUGCGAGGCUCUCAGGAUACACCCCGAUGGGGUAUGGACCUCUCGGAUUUUCCGGGCCGCCGCCGAUCCACGCCCACGAGAGCCGGACGCACACAUCGGCGUAUGUGCAUGUAUGUACGGUACCGGUAGGUCCGGUCAUUGGUAGAUGCUUCCCCCAUAACUAGCAUAGCUCGUUGCGGGCAUGCAAUGUCUAUCGUUCUCUGUCUGAAGUCAGCCCGUUCAUCCCCGGCGCUUCCGUUGGCUGCCAUGUGGGCGCUAUAAAAAAAAGAAUUAAUG